This is a messenger RNA of Rhagoletis zephyria (snowberry fruit fly), 4067 nucleotides long. RefSeq names its product frizzled class receptor (gene fz). Gene Ontology annotation, biological process: canonical Wnt signaling pathway; non-canonical Wnt signaling pathway. The record is from RefSeq and is a predicted model, not a curated record. Gene Ontology annotation, molecular function: Wnt receptor activity; Wnt-protein binding. Gene Ontology annotation, cellular component: plasma membrane. Lineage: Eukaryota; Metazoa; Arthropoda; Insecta; Diptera; Tephritidae.
UUUGAUGUGCGUGGUUGGUGAUUGUCGUUGUGAAGUGUACGUUUUAAGGCAAAUAUUUUUGCCGCCGGUUUUUGGUCGAUGGUGUGUGAUGAUACCAUCGCUAAGUGAAUGAAGGAUGGCUUCUUGAAGGAUUUGUGUACUCAGCGCCAAUUUGAGUUGUGCGCGGGAAAUUAAAUCAAAAAUUAUAAAAAUUAAAUUGAAGAAGAAAGUUUAAGAAUUUGAUAAUUUGUGUAGUGGCAUUUACCUAUUUAUGUGUAUAUAUGUAUGUAUAAACAAAAAUCGAAUGCUGUAGGUGGGGAAAGGAUCGUCACGAUGUCUCUUAAAGGAAAAAAAUCUUGACCGCAUUUUACUUCAGUGCAAAUUUAUUCCAAAUCCAAAAAAUUACAAGUGUUUCGUAAAGAAGCGUUAUUCGAUUUCCAAAAAGUGUUGUAAUAAAAAAAAAACAACCAACAACAAAAGUGUUUCGAAGCGCUCGCUAGCUGCUAUUGAGCUAAACGAAAGCUCAAGUGUAAAUUACAAUCGAAAAUAAAUUGUACCACCAUUAUCACUUCAACGCAAAAAUGUAUGUCGGUGCACGCAAAAUGCCGACGGCAUGCCGUCACAACGCGCUCAUAUGUGCCAUAAUCGUCGCGUUCGUUCUACUCCUCCGUUCUCCGCCGCCCGUUUCCGCUGUGCAUCGUUACGAUCAAACUCCGGUGGAAGCUAGUCCCUACUAUCGCACCUCCGCGUCGGGUGAAAUGAUAAGCUCAUCCGCGAUGACGAGUGACGCUUUUCCGCAUCACAAUCGCUGUGAACCCAUCACAAUAUCGAUUUGUAAAAAUAUACCCUACAACAUGACAAUAAUGCCCAAUUUAAUUGGUCACACUAAGCAAGAGGAAGCCGGCUUGGAAGUGCAUCAAUUUGCGCCACUCGUUAAAAUUGGUUGCAGUCCCGAUUUGCAACUUUUCCUCUGCUCGCUUUACGUGCCGGUUUGUACGAUACUCGAACAGCCGAUACCGCCGUGUCGUUCGUUGUGUGAGUCGGCGCGCAUUUGUGAAACUCUAAUGAAAACAUAUAAUUUCAAUUGGCCUGAGAAUUUGGAAUGCUCGAAAUUUCCAGUGAAUGGCGGUGAGGCGUUGUGCGUCGCUGAGAAUACAACUUCGUCGACACCGACGCCAACGCGCAGCAUACCAAAGGUGACGACGCGUAAAAAUUACGCAGACGGUCCGCAUCGGAAUAUCGGUUUUGUGUGUCCGGUGCAGUUGAAGACGCCCCAAGGAAUGGGCUAUGGGCUCAAAGUAGGCGGAAAGGAAUUACGCGAUUGUGGUGCGCCAUGCCAUGCCAUGUUUUUCCCUGAAAAAGAGCGCACUGUGCUGCGUUAUUGGGUCGGCUCUUGGGCGGCUGUCUGUGUGGCAAGCUGUCUCUUUACGGUGCUGACCUUUCUCAUUGACUCGUCGCGUUUUCGCUAUCCGGAGCGUGCCAUUGUUUUCCUAGCCGUUUGUUAUCUCGUUGUGGGUUGCGCGUAUGUUGCCGGUUUGGGAGCGAGCGAUUCGGUGGCUUGUCGGGAACCCUUUCCGCCGCCAGUGCGUCUAGGGCGGCUGCAAAUGAUGUCGACAAUAACACAGGGCCAUCGGCAAACCACCGCAUGUACCGUUUUAUUUAUGGCGCUCUACUUUUGUUGCAUGGCCGCCUUUGCCUGGUGGUCAUGUUUGGCGUUCGCUUGGUUUUUGGCCGCUGGCCUUAAAUGGGGUCAUGAGGCAAUCGAAAAUAAAUCGCAUUUAUUUCAUUUGGUCGCUUGGGCGAUACCGGCGUUGCAGACAAUUUCGGUGCUGGCAUUGGCCAAAGUUGAAGGGGACAUCCUCUCCGGCGUCUGCUUCGUUGGCCAACUGGACACACACUCUCUGGGCGUCUUCCUCAUACUGCCACUCUGCAUUUAUCUUUCCAUCGGCGCGCUCUUUCUACUCGCCGGCUUUAUAUCGCUAUUUCGCAUACGCACUGUAAUGAAGACAGAUGGCAAGCGUACAGACAAACUGGAGCGACUCAUGAUGCGCAUCGGCUUCUUUUCUGGCCUCUUUAUAUUGCCAGCGCUCGGCUUUCUUGGCUGUCUCUUCUAUGAAUAUUACUACUUUGACGAGUGGAUGAUUCAAUGGCAUCGCGAUAUAUGUAAACCCUUCUCCAUACCUUGUCCGCAAAUGCGUCAAGAUGGUCUGGAGUCACGUCCCAUUUUUCAGAUUUAUAUGGUGAAGUAUUUGUGUUCAAUGCUGGUAGGCGUAACGUCGAGUGUCUGGUUGUAUUCGGGCAAAACGAUGGUGAGUUGGCGUAAUUUUGUGGAGCGCCUGCAGGGGAAGGAUCCAAGAACGCGUGCUCAGGCCUAUGUUUAGUUAAAUUAAGUUGAGUUUUGGAGUUGCAUAGUUGUUUAAGGAUAUGUGUAGUUAUAAGUGUGAUUGCAAGUGUAUUUGUUUAUAAGUGUAAGCUUGUGUGUAAAAUAUGUAUGCGAAUGAAAAAUGCGCUACGUGAGGUUUUUGUUUUUUUUGUUUGAGACGCGUGCGCUGCUUAAGCUUGACUCAAGCUACAAAUGUUGUUGUAUAAAAGCUAAGAGAUACUGGUACAAGUUUGUAGACAAAUUUUGAGGUUAUCAUUUUCGUUAAAAGCUCAAAGACUUAUUAAGCUUAAUAGUUUUGAGUGGAAACUAAAUUUUGAGUUGAAUUGCUUAGGCGUACUAAUUCAAUUGAUUUUUUUUCUAAUGAGAUUAUUUUGUUUAAACAGCAAGAGCGGAAAGUCAGCAUGUAAUAUUUGUGUAUGAGUGUGUAUAUUUGUGUAUUUUGUUUGAGUAAAAUUUUGAGUGUUUUAUUAGCUCAACUCCGCGUUUAAGUGAUCUUUGUAAAAGUUUUGCGUGCAAAUAUUAAAACAGUGUGUUAAAAAGCUCAGCGAUUUCCAAAUUUUAUAAAACAAAUUAAUCAAAAUAAAUUUUUAAGUACAUUAUUUAUGGAUGAGUAAAUGUAAAGCUUAUUGAGCUUAAGUUGUAUGUAUUAGUUUAUAUGUCAACAGGCAUACGUGUAAGUUGAAACGCGUAACAGAAUAAGAACAAACGCAAAAAAUAGUUUGUAGUUGUUAAAGCUUUACAUGUGCCCUAAAAUGUAGUUUUAAAAAUGUAAGUAAUAAAAUAUAAGAUUAAGGGAAGACAGCUAAAUGGGCAGGUAUGCAGAUUAAGUGAAAUUUCAAAAAAUUCAGUGCAAUUUCGAAAAAAAUAUGAAGAUCAAAUGAAAGAAAAAAUUAUUUAGAAUUAAAAAAAUAGAGUUUUUCUCUAUACUAAAACUACCUUUUUCUAUAGAUAUAAUCACUCGAAUUCUUCAGUUUUCAGCGAAAUUUUCAAGUCGGUUAAUUUUGCGACCCUCUAAUUUCCCACGACCCACAAAUCCAGAGGAAUUUCUAUUUAUGUAACUAGAAGGUAAUGUACUAUCUACUCAGCUAGGCUCCUUGAGCAUACGUGCACUGAUAGAAAUAUAUGCGAGCUUAGUUACUUACACGAUUACUUGAAUUUUUUUGUAACUCAAAAUUUGUUUUAGGUUAAAUUUUUUUAAUUGAUUUGAAAAAAAAAUGCAAAAGACCGCGGGUAAAAACAAUAUUAAAAAUCAUAACUGAAAUCUCAAGGACUAUAAAAAUACCUACGCUUUGUUCAAUUGUGUGAGAAACUAUAUAUUCAGACAAAAUUUUAAAUUGAAUGAAAAGCUGUUAUCAGCAAAAGAGGUUCUAUUAAAACCAAACCCAAUCACAGAGUAUUCCAUGGCCUAUUUAACGCCAUCAACUGUCUUCCCUUAAUUCGUUUAAAAAAUUUAAAAAAAUAUUUCAAAAAAUAUAUAGUAUAAAAACUAUCAUCUACUACCACAAGCAACCAUAAGAAAACGUCCUCCAUGUGCUAAAUACUUAGAAAAUUAACGUAAGUGUAAACGAUUUGUUGAAGAUUAAGAAAAAAAUAAAACCAAAAUAAUUUUAAGCACAAAUUGUAUUUGUAAGCCCUUUCUAGCCAGUAAGCUUGCAUGUUAUAGUUUAAGCCCUAAAACAAAAAUUAUUAAAAAUAGUGGAAAAAA